GAGAGGGGGGGGGAGUCCCCAGAAAAAAUGAUUCCUGAUGAAGCCAAAUUUGCUGCCGGAAUUAUCUGUGCUGUAUUCUCUGUACUUGGAACAGUUUUAAACUCAGUAUCAAUGGUUAUCUUACUUAGAGAUCCCAAGCUCCGAUCCCACCCUACAACAAUCCUUGUAAUAUCUCUCUCCUGCUCAGAUCUUGUUUACAGCUCCUUUAUCCUACCUCUUCUUGCAGUACACUACCUAGAUUGCUGGUUUUGCUUCCCCGGUUCAACAUUGUGUUUUAUUAUGCCAUUCGCUUUCUUCUGGAACCAUGGAAAUCUUUUAAACAUCCAGGCAGCUUUGGCAGUAAAUAGAUGGGCUGCUGUAUGCACAAAUUUCAGAAUAACAUACAGAACAAGUUUGUACAGUAUUAUACUGUGCUGUGUACUGAGUACAAUGAUAAUAUUAGUUCCAAGUACAGGACUAUGGGGCAAACUAGGAUUUGAUAUUGUUUCAGAAACUUGCAGAAUAUGGUUCUCGCCAGAUGAACUGAAUCCAAAUUCGGUUUUGAUGCCGAUUGGUCUUGGGAUUCCUUACACUAUUAUAUUUGUCUGCUAUUCUAUAAUUCUGAAAACAAUCAGGAAAACAAAUCGAACAAUAGAGCUGCAAGGAAGCUGUAACCUGCCUUUUCGACCAAGUCUUACACCAGUUUCAGAAUGUGAUUUUUCAAUGGGUCAGCCUGGUCCCAAAUUCCGUCCAAAAACACUGAGACUGCCGGAAAAUAAUUUGGCCGUUUCAAUGGUUAUUUCGUCCGAGAUGCAGCAGGAAUAUGAGUUUCUUCACUCUCCGAACAAUAGUUCCCCUGACAAUCAGCAGGAAAUGGUGUGUCUUCUAACUCCAAACAAAUCCUCCCCUGAUAAACAUGAAAAAAUUAAGGUUUACAACAAUAUGACUUCUGAAAAAUGGCAGAAUCAGACUCAUCUUGAAACUCUGAACAAUAUUUCCCCUGACAUUAAAGGUAAACAUGGCUUCCUUAGAAUUCCAAGCAAUAUAUCCUCGGAGUUACGGAAGGAAUUUCUUCCAACUCCAAACAAAGUUUCUACUGAACUUCAGCAAGAAAUGGUAAAUCUUCAGACUUCGAAAAUAGGUUCCCCUGACAUUCAGAAGAAACAAUCUUACCUUAGAAUUCCAAGCAAUAGUUCUUAUGAGCUGCAGAAGGAAAACGGAUGUUUGCUAACUCCUAACAAAGUUUCCCCUGACUUUCAGCAAGAAAUGGUAAAUCUUCAGACUUCUAAAACAUGGUCCCCUGUCAUCCAGAAGAAACUUACUUCUCUUCAGAUUCCAACCGUGUUCUCCCCUGAAAUACCAGAGGGGAAAUCCAACAAAGUUUCUGAUAAACUUUAUAAAGAAAAGACAUCGAUUGUGAUUCCGAAAAAAAUGCCACCGAAAGUUCAGAAAGGAAUCAUUUCCAUGAAAUGCUUCAAUUUUAAUGAAAAAAUUAGUAGAUCAGGUUCGAAUUCGCGAGAAUCCACUCAUUUUUUCCACUCUUCAAAGUCGCUGAAGAAGAUUUUAGAAGAAGAAACAAAUUCAAGUAAUGGCGAGGAGGCAGUGAAUAGAACGUUAGGAAGUAUUCUACAAAAUGAACGAAUAAAUUUAAAAUCGGAAAAGCUCUCAGCAAGACAAGAAAAUUGUUCUUUAGAGACUUCUUUUACUUCAACUCGAUGCAUACCAGAUAUAAGAAUAUCAUAUGUGGAGAAUAUGGAGAGAAAAUACACACUUAGGAGACAAAAGCGAAAUAGACAGGAGUUAAAUUUGACAUUUACCGUUGGGAUUAUACUAAUUACAAAUCUAGCGUUUAAUUUACCAGCAGUUGUAAUCAGGAGCAUUGACCCUUUAGUUACUCUCUACCCUGAGGCUCAUAUACCCGUCUAUGUAACUGCAUGGUUUUCAGCUCUAAUCAAUCCAUUGCUGUAUGUGGUGUGUAACUCAUCGUAUAGAGCAGCAUUCAAAAGAAGAUUUCAUAUAAAACCUAAAUAAAGUUCUUAAAAAAAUCUUUUUUUAGAAAAGAAAUAAUUUUGUUCUGGUUCUGCAUAUAUGUAUGAAUUAAUAAGUAUGCAUUUUCAUUAUUAUGUCAAGAUAUGUUUCUUUUUAUCAUACAACAAAAAAUAUAUUGUAAA
Eurytemora carolleeae is the source of this 2150-nucleotide messenger RNA. RefSeq lists its product as uncharacterized. The record is from RefSeq and is a predicted model, not a curated record. The transcript has 19 exons. Gene Ontology annotation, biological process: G protein-coupled receptor signaling pathway. The coding region runs from base 28 to 2010 and encodes 660 amino acids. Gene Ontology annotation, molecular function: G protein-coupled receptor activity. Gene Ontology annotation, cellular component: membrane. Lineage: Eukaryota; Metazoa; Arthropoda; Copepoda; Calanoida; Temoridae.